Molecule: messenger RNA, 1845 nt
Organism: Colletotrichum graminicola M1.001
Lineage: Eukaryota; Fungi; Ascomycota; Sordariomycetes; Glomerellales; Glomerellaceae
Product: GMC oxidoreductase
Exons: 2
Coding region: 1-1845 (614 amino acids)
Biological process (GO): secondary metabolite biosynthetic process
Molecular function (GO): oxidoreductase activity, acting on CH-OH group of donors; flavin adenine dinucleotide binding
Source: RefSeq, a predicted model, not a curated record
AUGAGACUUCAACAGCAAGCAGUGGGCUUGAUGGCCCUCUUGGCUGCGUCUGUGCAAGCAAGACUACUGGGAUCGUCCUUUGGUAUCCCUGGCGCCGACGCAACAUAUGACUAUGUCGUUGUGGGCGGCGGGACUGCCGGCCUUACGAUAGCGAGUAGACUUGUCGAGCAGAACGCUGGUAGUGUUGCUGUGGUCGAGGCAGGCAGUUUCUACCACCUUACCAACGGCAACCUGAGCCAGAUACCCGGUUUCGCCACUGCAUUUGUGGGCAAGGAUGCUUCCGACUGGCAGCCUGGAGCGGAUUGGGGCUACCAAACAACGCCGCAAGCGGGGGCCUUUAAUCAGUCUCUCCAUUAUCCCCAUGGCAGGAUGUUGGGCGGAAGCUCGGCCAGAAAUUUCAUGGUGUAUCACCGCAGCACAGCUGGGGCCUAUCAGAAAUGGGCAGACCAGGUUGGAGACCAGAGCUAUGCCUGGGACAACUGGCGUCCCUACUUUGAGAAGAGCCUCAACUUUACACCCCCGAGGAACGACCUGCGCGCCGCCAAUGCAACACCUCAGUACAGUCACUCAGCCCUCGGCCACGGCGACGGGCCACUGUCUUUGGGUUUCCCAAACUGGGCAUAUGCCUUCCCGACCUGGGCCACUAAGGCCUUCAGCCAGAUGGGCAUCCGCCUCCGCAAGGAAGGAUUCCAGAACGGUGGACUACUGGGCCAGGCGUACGCGAUGUUUACCAUUGAUGCGGGGUCCAUGCUGCGGUCCUCUUCCGAGACAUCUUUCCUUCAGAGCUCGCUCGGUAAUACCAAGUACUACCUAUACCCUCUGACCAACGCUAAAAAGAUAAUAUUCGAUGGAAACAAAACGGCCACAGGGGUCCAGGUUGAGUCGCUCGGAGCAAACUUCACCCUCCGCGCUCGCAAGGAGAUCAUUGUGUCCGCCGGUGUUAUUGGCUCCCCACAGCUGCUACAAGUCUCUGGCGUCGGUCCCUCCAAGAUCCUUCAGUCUCUUGAUAUUCCUGUCGUUGUCGAUGCUCCGGGCGUAGGGCAAGGCAUGCAGGACCAUAUCGUAUUCGGGAUUUCUCAAGGCAUCAACGCCAUCACUGCCUCAUCAAUGGGGAAUCCGUCCUUCGCCGCGCAGCAAGUCGACCUCUACCACGGCUUCCCUGCACAAGGUCUGCUCACCAGCCCAGCGGCUGAUCUUCUCGGCUGGGAAAAGAUUCCCAGGAGCGCAAGGAGCAGCUGGCACAACAGCUCCAUCGCCGCCCUCGCCGCCUACCCCGCAGAUUGGCCCGAGGUCGAGUACAUGGCCUUCAGCGGCUAUAUGGGCAACAUGAGUGUCAUUUCCACAGCCGAUCCACAGGACGGAGUUGCCUAUGCAACGAUGGGUGUGGUUUUGGUGGCACCCCGUUCCCGCGGGUCUGUUACAAUCGUCUCGACGGACACAGCCAUACAUCCGCUCAUCGACCCGGCUUUCCUGACGGCUCAAAGCGAUGUCGACGUCGCUGUGGGGGGUUUCAAGCGCGCUCGUGAGUUCUGGCAACAGAAGUCUCUGACGCCUCUCAAGGUCGGCAAGGAGCGAUUUCCCGGCGCUCAGGUAGUCACUGACGCCGACAUUGAGACGGCGAUCCGGAAAAACUUCCAGACCAUUUUUCACGGAUCCUGUACCUGUGCUAUGGGCAAGAAGGACGACCCCUCGGCUGUGAUUGACACACAAGGCAGGGUGUAUGGCGCUCAGGGACUGCGGGUGGUUGAUGCCUCGGCGUUCCCGCUGCUGCCACCUGGACACCCUCAGUCAACGGUGUAUGCAUUGGCGGAAAAGAUUGCGUGUGAUAUUUCUGGGGCAUGCUGA